AUGAGAUCUAUUUUGUCAUUAUUUAUCAUUCUUAACAACAAUGGAGUUGAAGCCUCACACAAGGUUUACCAAAAGUUUCAGUCUCUUAGUGCUGUUAAAGUCGAUCAACUUCACAGAACUGGCUUCCAUUUUCAACCUCCAAAAAAUUGGAUUAACGAUCCAAAUGGUCCUCUUUAUUAUAAAGGUUUAUACCAUUUAUUCUACCAGUACAAUCCCAAAGGUGCUGUAUGGGGGAACAUUGUGUGGGCCCAUUCUGUAUCAAAAGACUUGAUCAAUUGGGAACCACUUGAUCCUGCCAUAUACCCUUCAAAACCGUUCGAUAUAAAUGGAUGUUGGUCCGGGUCGGCCACUAUCCUUCCGGGUAACAAGCCCAUAAUCUUGUACACCGGAAUCGACCCAGACAACCGCCAGGUCCAAAACUAUGCCAUACCCGCAAACCUAUCCGACCCAUAUCUACGCGAAUGGAUAAAACCCGAUGACAACCCGAUUGUUGUUCCCACGAAUGACAUGAAUGCCAGUGCAUUCCGUGACCCGACAACCGCUUGGUUCACCGAUGGGCAUUGGCAAAUGGUAGUGGGAGGUAGAAGAAAACGAAGAGGGAUUGCCCACUUAUAUAGGAGCAAAGAUUUCAAGUACUGGGUCAAAGCAAAACACCCACUACAUACCUCACAGAAUACGGGUAUGUGGGAAUGCCCGGAUUUUUACCCGGUAUCAAUGUCUAGCAAAAUCGGGUUGGACACAUCUGUUAAUGGGCAAAAUGUUAAGCACGUUUUAAAAGUGAGCUUGGAUCUUACUAGAUAUGAGUAUUACACAAUUGGAACAUAUAAUCUUGACUUGGAUAGAUAUAUCCCUGAUAGUGGCUUAAAGGAUGGUUGGACUGGGCUUAGAUAUGAUUAUGGAAAUUUUUAUGCAUCCAAGACUUUCUAUGAUCCUUUGAAGCAUAGGAGAAUCUUAUGGGGUUGGGCCAACGAGUCUGAUGCCCAACUUGAUGAUGUUAAAAAAGGAUGGGCUGGAAUCCAGACAAUCCCAAGGAAAGUUUGGCUUGACCCAAGUGGGAAACAAUUGGUACAAUGGCCCGUUGAAGAAUUGGAAAGUUUGAGGGGCAAUAAGGUAGAGAAAAGCAAUGUAAAACUGAAAAAGGGAGAUCAUGUUGAGGUUGAGGGAAUUACUGCUGCUCAGGCUGAUGUGGAAGUUACAUUCUCAUUUCAAAGCUUAGACAAAGCCGAAGAGUUUGAUCCUAGCUGGUCUAAUGCAAAAGACCUUUGUGGACAAAAGGGUUCAAAUGUUCAAGGUGGUGUUGGGCCAUUUGGUCUUUUGACAUUGGCUUCUCAAAAUCUUGAAGAAUUCACACCCGUUUUCUUUAGGAUCUUCAAAGCUCCUACUAAGCAUGUAGUUCUCUUAUGCUCUGAUGCAACAAGUUCCUCUUUGGGCGAAAAACUGUAUAAACCAUCAUUUGCAGGUUUUGUAGACGUCAAACUAGACAACAAAAAGCUUUCUCUUAGAAGUUUGAUUGAUCAUUCUGUUGUGGAAAGUUUUGGAGAAGGAGGAAAAACAUGCAUCACAUCUAGGGUUUAUCCAACUCUAGCAGUUUUAGAUAAUGCUCACUUGCAUUUGUUCAACAAUGGAAGUGAGACCAUCACUGUGGAGAAUCUCAGUGCAUGGAGCAUGAAUCGUCCCCUGAUGAACUGA
Ziziphus jujuba (common jujube) is the source of this 1689-nucleotide messenger RNA. RefSeq names its product beta-fructofuranosidase, insoluble isoenzyme 1. The record is from RefSeq and is a predicted model, not a curated record. Gene Ontology annotation, biological process: carbohydrate metabolic process. Bases 1 to 1689 code for a protein of 562 amino acids. The transcript is spliced from 8 exons. Gene Ontology annotation, molecular function: hydrolase activity, hydrolyzing O-glycosyl compounds. Lineage: Eukaryota; Viridiplantae; Streptophyta; Magnoliopsida; Rosales; Rhamnaceae.